AUGUUUUUACGAAAUUCAAAGGCUAUGAGAAUUCUUGUCUGCGGUGGUGCUGGUUAUAUCGGCUCUCAUCUUGUUCGAGAACUUUCGACUCAGCAGGGUUACGAAAUUAUUGUCCUAGAUAAUCUUUCUAAAGGUCAUAUAAAAUCAAUUCCUAAUGGAAUCAAAUUCGAAAAAGCUGAUAUUCGUGAUAAGAAAGCUCUUGAACGAAUAUUUUCUGAAUAUAAACCAGAUGCUGUAAUGCACUUUUGUGCUUCAAUUUCUAUCGAAGAAAGUGUAGCUGAUCCUUUAGGAUAUUAUGAAAAUAAUGUUGUGGGAACAAUUUAUCUUCUUCAAACUAUGAAAAAACAUAAUGUCAAAUAUUUCAUCUUUUCAUCUAGUUCUGCAAUCUUUGGUAAUCCAAAAGAAGUUCCCAUUGCAGAUAAUAUUCAGCCAGAUCCAAUCAAUCCUUACGGUGACACUAAAUAUAUCGUCGAAAAAAUACUUGCUUGGUCUGAAAAUGCUUAUGGAUUAAAAUAUAUUUGUCUUAGAUACUUUAACGCUUGUGGUGCUCAUGAGAGUGGUGAUAUUGGCGAAGAUCAUGAUCCAGAAACACAUUUAAUACCACUUAUUUUUCAAGCGGCUCUUGGACAAAGAAGUAGUAUUAGUAUUUUUGGUAAUGAUUAUGAUACUAAAGAUGGAACUUGUGUACGAGAUUACAUACAUGUUACCGAUCUUGCUACUGCACAUAUUAAGGCUCUCGAAUAUCUUAUAAGAGAAAAUAAAUCACAAUCAUUUAAUUUGGGAUCUGGAGGAGGAUAUACAGUAAAUGAAGUAAUCAAUGCUGUCGUAGAUGUUACCGGUAUUCAAUUUUCAACUAUAAUGGAGUCCCGCAGACCUGGUGAUUCUGCAGUACUGAUCGCUAAUUCUACGCGUGCUGAACAAAUCCUUGGCUGGAAAAGAAAAUAUGAUACAAUUGAAGAUAUUGUUGCUAGCGCAUGGAAAUAUCAUAAAUCUCAUAUAAAUGGAUAUAAUGACCGUUAA
Molecule: messenger RNA, 1020 nt
Organism: Cetraspora pellucida
Lineage: Eukaryota; Fungi; Glomeromycota; Glomeromycetes; Diversisporales; Gigasporaceae
Source: the annotation of a GenBank genome assembly